Molecule: messenger RNA, 4239 nt
Organism: Pelobates fuscus (common spadefoot toad)
Lineage: Eukaryota; Metazoa; Chordata; Amphibia; Anura; Pelobatidae
Gene: ESCO1
Product: establishment of sister chromatid cohesion N-acetyltransferase 1
Exons: 10
Coding region: 299-3196 (965 amino acids)
Biological process (GO): mitotic sister chromatid cohesion
Cellular component (GO): nucleus; chromatin
Molecular function (GO): protein-lysine-acetyltransferase activity
Source: RefSeq, a predicted model, not a curated record
GUUCCAGAGUGAGGCUUGAGCCGCAGACAGGCCGUGUGCGCAUGCUCCGAACGGCAAAACGCUAAGACGCUUGGCUGCUCCGCCCGGGAAGUUUCUUCUCUCCCUCUAGCUUACUUGUAUUCAUUCAUCCUUUAGUACAUAGGAGAGGAGAUGGGUGCGCGGUGUCUCGCCUGGUAAUAGCCCCCCUCGCUCCCCCCGCGUGGGACAGAAGUUCGGCUUGCUGUGCAGUUAUCGCUGCCUGGUGUAUGGAGCCGGGGGGAGUGCGCUGGGUGCUUGUGUUAAUCCCAUACUGAGCGUGAUGGCAUCACAGAAAAGGAAGUCAUCCCUGGUUGGACCUACUGCCAAACGCCAGAAAAUUGGUAAAGACAAUGAACAACCUUCUGUUACAAACCAGCGAAAAAACAGUGUUUCAGGUGGGAAGUCCAAAGUCCAGCAAUGCUCACAAAAGAACAAGUCCCAGAAAUCUAAAUCGCCUUCUGUUCCAGCAAAGAAAAGAAAUGGUAUUGCAAAAACGCUUAAAGCCACCCCAUCUUCAAAAAGAAAAACUGCAGGGAAAAGCCCUUUGAAACCUAAAACACCUGUAAAAAAAACGAAUGCGAGAUCCACUUUGCACUCGUCUGCUGUGAAAUCUGUACAAAAAAAGAAAACUGCACAGUCCAAAAAAGCCAGAAAUAAAGAUGUGCCUGCCAGGAGAACAUCAGUGAAAGUACCCAAAGCAGUAACCAGUUUAAGAAGAAGUGAUACAACUUCAGUUACUACUUCGAAAGCCUCAAAGAGUAGUCGAGCUGGUCUGGCCAAGGAAACUGGAAAACAAAAUAAUAAAAACUCAUCCCAAAAAGGUAAAAAGUUGAGCAAGAUUCUUGUCUCUCCUCAGCCAAGAGUGUCUAAGAAGAAGGCUCAGUGCCGCACAGGUAACCAAAUAAACGAGAAACCGUUAUUGUUGCCACAUGGGACAAAAACUGAAAAGCUCCUGGAAAGUUCAGGCACAGAUAUUGAGUUGCGAAGGAAAUCUGAAAGGAUUAUUCAGGUAAAAUCACAAUCUGUUUCAACUACUGAGAAGCAAGCAGGAAAUCACAAAGAGGCACCUGCUGCCCCAAGAGAGAACACCAAGCACAAACAUGGCAAGCAGCUUAAAUCAUCUAGUGUAAGUGAAACAAAAGGUAUUCGAUCUAAAAAAUUAGACCGGCUUUCGAACAGACAGCUCUUACCGCUCGACGACUUUGAAAGUAAGAAGAGGACUAAAGUGAUGCACAUGACAGUUGCUAAGAAUUCCCUAAUUACAAGAAAACCAAAAAAAAACACAGCAGGAACAAAGAAAAAAUCUAAUAAAAAUACUUCUAGUGAAAAUUCACAAAGUGAAGAGCAGAAAAGCCAAAACCUUGACUUGGUCUCCAUAGAUUCUUUGUUAAAUACGUCUGUUGGUUCCACUCCUAGUUUACAUACAUCAGGUGUAUCAUCACCUGGAAAAACAAAGACUGAAGUGAAAAAGUCAAAGGUACCUUCAGCUACACCUGUAAAACGCAAAGCUAGUGCUAUUAAACCUUUGAUUAAAAGACAGAAAACUGGGCAAUCAGGUGGUGACAAGCAAGCUUCGUCAGUUACAGAUGACUCAAAAAGUAGAAGGGUUAGUAUCUUGGACUUGUGCCAUGAAAUUGCUGGAGAAAUUGAGUCUGAUACUGUGGAAGUUGUGAAAGAGGUCCAGAACUCUGAAAAUGUUCCCAAAGAAGAGAGCCUGAUAGAGGAGAAGAAAGAGGAGAUGCAGCAGGAGACAUUACAACUGGUUCCUUCCGAAGAAAGCCCUUCUAAGUGUUUCUUUCCAAGCAGAAAAUCCUCUCAAAUGAAAGCCAAGAUAGAGCAAAAAAAAAGACCUGCACAAAGAAACACAAAAUGGAAUAAAAUCAAGCUGAAGAAGCGCAAUAACUUUGGCCAUAAUAUGCUUAGAAACAGAGCCAUGCUUCCGAGUUUGGCUUCAAUUACAGCAAAACCUGUUGCCUUAAAAAUAAGCCAGCCUAUGGUAAGCACAUUGAGUUCCAGUAAGAGCACAAAUAAAGAUUCUGAUGCAACUUUGUCAACACAAACUGAUUUUAUAAAACCAAACCUCUCAGAGAACAGCAAAUCGAGAACUCCAGACCAAGGAAAUAUAUCGGAAAAGAGAGCAGAAAAUGGCAUAUUGGAAAACCAUAUUAAUCAUGAGUUAGAGAUGGCACUUGAUGAGAGCUUUAGGUUACAUUUGGAGUCCAGUCCCGAAAAUACUCCUUUAAAAAAGGGGGCAUCUCUGUUAGUCGGCAAAGAAGCACAAGACUGUGUUUCCAAGCAUCUGUUUCAUAAUUUCGUCACAGACCAGAUGACUACAUCUCCUGCAAAUGGGAGUACAGUGACAAAACCGUUAUUGGCUGCAAAACCUAGUACAUUGACCUCAGAGGCAAAUCUGCAGAAAGAAAUUAAGAAGUUAAGAGACGCGGAGAAGGAUAGCAGCAAGCAGCCCAUAAUCGACGCAGGUCAGAAACAGUUUGGCGCGCUAUCAUGCAGCAUCUGUGGAAUGUUAUACACGGCAUCAAAUCCUGAAGAUGAAACCCAGCACUUACUGUUUCACAACCAGUUCAUCAGUGCUGUAAAAUAUGUGGGCUGGAAGAAGGAGAGACUUGUGGCAGAGUAUCCUGAUGGAAAGAUCAUCAUGGUGUUACCGGAUGAUCCAAGAUAUGCGCUUAAAAAGGUUGAAGAAAUCCGAGAAAUGGUGGAUAGUGAUCUAGGUUUUCAGCAGGUUCCCCUGAGGCUACAUUCCAGAACAAAAACACUUUUAUUCAUUAGCAAUGACAAGAAGGUGGCUGGGUGUUUGAUAGCAGAGCACAUUCAGUGGGGCUACAGGGUGAUUGAUGAAAAAGAUCCUGGAGAUAAUUUGGAAAGCGAGUCAGCCAUUUGUGAGAGGGUAAAAGCCUGGUGCUGUUCAACUACACCUGAACCAGCCAUCUGUGGAAUAAGUCGUAUUUGGGUGUUUUCAAUGAUGAGGCGGAGGAAGAUUGCCUCCAGGAUGCUUGAGUGUUUAAGAAAUCACUUCAUAUAUGGCUCUUAUCUGAGUAAAGAAGAAAUUGCAUUUUCGGACCCAACACCAGAUGGCAAACUGUUUGCAACACAUUAUUGUGGCACCAGUCAGUUUCUUGUGUACAAUUUUGUCAAUGGACAGAAUCUGAUGAGUUGAAGCAAGGACUUCACAGCUGAAAUAGUUCACAGAGCCCUGUUUAUUUUUAGUAUUCUCCUAAAAGUGAACUCAGGAUAUGAACACCCAAAGGGCUGUUCGGUUUUAAUAAAACUGGAAAAAAGAUUCAGAAAAAAAGCUUAAUUUUUUUUUAAGCAAAUAUUUUGCUAUCUUUUUUUUCAGCAGAUUCUAGUUUAAGUAUUUUCUACACACUAGUCUUGUAUCAUGCAACAUAUUGUUUUGUUUGCAGCAGACUAAACUAACUGUAAAAAUAGAAGCCUUGAUGAUAAGUGUAAACUGAAGAUCUUUUAUUUUUUGGUAUAUACAAGUACAGCUGCUUACAUGUGGUGGACACUUUGUAUUUUCUUUUUUUAUGUCUGUUGAGUGCCAGACGGCACAAGUGGCUUGUGGCUUGUGCUGACACUCUGCUUAAAGUAUAUCCUGCAUAAUUUAUGCCAGUAUUGUCAUAAAACUUUAAAUUGUACAAUGAUAGUCAUCGUGAUACAACAUUGGUUUGCAGUGAACAAUUUAACCUGCAAGUGUUCCUACCACGAUCUAUAGGAGUCCUAACAUCAUGUUAUGUUCAGAUUUCCCCUUUAAACCACCCAUUUAGAGAAUGUCAGCUUGUAGUAUCAGAUGGCACGUGUGACAUAGUGAAGUUCAGUUCCAGAGAUGGUUCUUUGGUCACAAAGUGAUUUUAUUCCUUUACUGGUCAGCAAACGUUUCACGACUACCCUAAAUAGUUUUUAGGGAUAUAAUGUAUGCAUUGUCUUGUAAUAAGUGUUUUUGAUUUGCACACGAGAAACUGGUAGCUUCACUGUCUGAAAUGUUACUCUUGGCAGCAUUGUUCAAUUCCUAGUUCUGUGCUGUGUAUAUACCUUUUUUAAAGACUUCAGUAUGAGACUUGUCUAAGAUUCAGCGACUCUUGUUUUAAGAGUUAAUACUGUAUGUUCAUAAACUGCUGUGGCCUUUCUGUAAAUGUGUAGAAUAUGAAUAAAAAGUUGCCUUUAUAAAAGAAAAUAAAAUUCCCCUGAUAUUUUAAAACU